Molecule: messenger RNA, 353 nt
Organism: Nezara viridula (southern green stink bug)
Lineage: Eukaryota; Metazoa; Arthropoda; Insecta; Hemiptera; Pentatomidae
Source: the annotation of a GenBank genome assembly
UUUUUUAAUUAACAUAUUUUUUAAUAUGUUUUCGUAAUGUGUAUGUUGUUUUCAUUUUCACACACAAGACAUUUUAAAAACUUUAAUUCAACCAUUAACACCAAGAAAAUUUAAAAGUAUGAUACUUGAUGGCGUACGGCGCACGGAGUACGUCACAACAAUUUUCCAAGCAAUGUGAAAACGUACGUCUUAACUUGGUUAUUGAGAAUCAUUACGAUCUGUCUCAGAGGACAUUUAUAAUAGUGUUCAGAGAUCACAUUCACAUCCUACACAGGAAACCCAAAGCCAGGCUUGCCGCUGCAGCUAUUGAGGGAAAAGCAGGACUCCAAGAGAUCCCUGCGCUACUCCCAUAA